Messenger RNA from Tachyglossus aculeatus (Australian echidna), 1134 nucleotides. Its product is annotated as olfactory receptor 1J2-like. Gene Ontology annotation, cellular component: membrane. The record is from RefSeq and is a predicted model, not a curated record. NCBI's taxonomy places the organism in Eukaryota, Metazoa, Chordata, Mammalia, Monotremata, Tachyglossidae. Bases 1 to 1134 code for a protein of 377 amino acids. The transcript is spliced from 3 exons. Gene Ontology annotation, biological process: G protein-coupled receptor signaling pathway. Gene Ontology annotation, molecular function: G protein-coupled receptor activity; olfactory receptor activity.
AUGGCAAAGCGCCUGACUUUCAGCCCCAUAAACGUUCAGAGGUACGGGACCCUCACCCGUCCCAUGGCUCCUCAUUUGGUGCAGGCAGAGCGGGCAUCUCACGUUCUGGGCAGAAAUGACCUGCAGCCAACAGCUGCAAGUCUUGAUCUGCUGCCCAGAAGGAGAUCCCUGAGACCCAACCUCACCAUGGAUCCACAGAACCAAUCCACCGUGACCGAGUUCAUCCUCCUGGGUCUGUCCAGUAGCACAGAAUUGCAGCCGAUCAUCUUCAUGCUGAUCCUCACCAUGUACCUGAUCAACCUGGCUGGAAACAGCCUGAUCGUCACGGUCGCCUGGACUGACCCCAAGCUGAAGACCCCCAUGUACUUCCUGCUCAGCCAGCUGUCCUGCGUGGACAUGGCCUUCUCCUCAAUCACUGUACCACAGUUCCUAGUCCACAUCUUUUCCAAGCAUAAAGCCAUCCCUUAUGGCAGCUGUUUUGUCCAGAUGGCCUUUUUCUUGGCCGUGGGCAACAUGGAGGGUUACGUGCUGGCCACCAUGGCCUAUGACCGCUACGUGGCCGUCUGCAUGCCCCUGCACUAUGCCGCAGUCAUGACCCAGGAGCUCUGCAUGCGCAUGAUGGUUGGGUCCUGGGUCCUGGUGACCCUUCAUGGUGCUCUGCAUGGCAUCCGGCUGUCUGUGGCAUCCUACUGCAACAAUCGCAUCCUGCACUUCUUCUGUGACAUUCCCUUCCUGGUGUCACUUGCCUGCCCCAAGCCCUUUCUGAAUGACCCGGUGGUCUUCACCGAGGGAAUCAGUGUGGUCGUCUCCCCCUUCCUCUUCAUCUUGGCCUCCUAUACCCGCAUCGGAGCCACCGUGAUACGCCUGCACUCGGCUGAGGGGCUGCGCAAAGCAGUGUCCACCUGCGGCUCCCACGUGUUGGUGGUGACACUGUUCUAUGGCACGGUAAUCCGCUUGUACUUCCAGCCCCCCGGCCACUCCAGCCUGGAGCAGGACCGACGUGUUGCUGUCUUCUACACGGUGGUAUCUCCCAUGCUGAACCCGCUCAUCUACAGCCUGAGGAAUCUAUUGCUGCUGCUGCUGAUGAUGGCUCUCCUGAACACCCACACCAGCUUUGAAUUCAGUGAGUCAUGA